GUUUGUAAUCAGCUGUCAAAGUGUCAGAUGUUCCCAUUGUAGCCGCUGAGAGUUGAGCUAUGUUCUGGGCAGGGGGGAAGCGCUCGGGUCCACUGGGUAUGUUCAUCCAAGAAGCAGCCGUGGAUGUGAAGGAUAUACUGCACGGACACCAUCUGCUUCACUCUACUCUUUCUGCUACAAGGUGUUUAAAGUGCUCUCUCUAAGCAGGGCUCUCAAUGAUUGAGUUAGGCCUGGCUGACGGCAGCCUGAUCGACGAGCUGAUUGAGCUGACGUCCCAGAGCCUGGGUCAGCUGGAGAUCCAGGAACACUUCAAUGUCAUCAAGGAGAUCGGUCGAGGAAAGUACGGCAAAGUGCUGCUGGUCACACAUCGUUUCAGAGGGACUCCCAUGGCCUUGAAAGUGAUGCCCAAGACCUCAACAAAGCUAAAGGGCUUCCUGCGAGAAUACUGCAUCUCCUUGGAUCUGCAUCGCCACCCCUGCAUCGUGGGCCUCUUUGGCAUUGCCUUCCAGUCUAAGGACCACUACUGCUUUGCCCAGGAGCUCGUUAUCGGGAGGGACCUGUUUGCUGUCAUCCAGCCUAAGGUGGGUAUUCCUGAGGCGUCCGUUAAACGUUGCGUCCUCCAGAUUGCUAGCGCUUUGGAGUUCAUCCACAGCCGGGGCCUGGUCCACCGAGACGUGAAGCCUGAGAACAUCCUCUUGCUGGAUCAUCAGUGCAGCCAGGUCAAGCUGGCGGACUUUGGUCUGGCCCAGAAAACAGGCACUCUUAUCAGUUUCAUUACAGGAACCCUACCUUACAUGUCACCCGAGCUUUGCACUGUUGCUCUACUGGAGGGCCAGAAAGAAGUCACUGCUCCUCCGCUGAGUGUGGAACCAAGUCUGGACACAUGGGCCUUCGGUGUGGUUAUAUUCUGCAUCCUCACAGGCUACUUCCCGUGGGACCGUUGCAUGGAUUCAGAUGACUCCUACCAGGAGUUUGCCGACUGGUCCAAAUUGGGAGAGAGCGCCAACACAGAGGAUGACAUUCCACCACUUUGGACAAGGUUCACCCCGGAAGCCAUGGAGUUGUUUGGCAAGCUCCUGGCUCUGGAUGCAGAAAAGAGGGCUACUGUUGGGGAGGUGAGACAAUAUGUAGAGAAGGCUUGGCUCAAAAAGGAACAUGGGAUGGAGCAGCUGCAGACAGCAAAAAAUAAAGAAUAAUGUUGGACAUUAAAGGGAAACAUUAUCACAAUUUCAAAAGGGUUAAAAACAAUAAAAAUCAGUUCCCAGUG
Molecule: messenger RNA, 1267 nt
Organism: Nerophis ophidion (straightnose pipefish)
Lineage: Eukaryota; Metazoa; Chordata; Actinopteri; Syngnathiformes; Syngnathidae
Product: serine/threonine-protein kinase SBK1
Exons: 4
Coding region: 216-1196 (326 amino acids)
Biological process (GO): peptidyl-serine phosphorylation; peptidyl-threonine phosphorylation
Molecular function (GO): protein serine/threonine kinase activity; ATP binding
Source: RefSeq, a predicted model, not a curated record